Rhinocladiella mackenziei CBS 650.93 is the source of this 1902-nucleotide messenger RNA. RefSeq lists its product as uncharacterized. Lineage: Eukaryota; Fungi; Ascomycota; Eurotiomycetes; Chaetothyriales; Herpotrichiellaceae. The coding region runs from base 1 to 1902 and encodes 633 amino acids. Gene Ontology annotation, biological process: protein sumoylation. Gene Ontology annotation, cellular component: cytoplasm; SUMO activating enzyme complex. The transcript has 2 exons. Gene Ontology annotation, molecular function: SUMO activating enzyme activity. The record is from RefSeq and is a predicted model, not a curated record.
AUGCCGCGGGAAAAGUCCGCAAGACAGUCUCUCGGCGCAACGCACCGACUCGUCAAGGAGUCUCGUGCUCUCUUGGUUGGCGCAGGUGGCAUCGGCUGCGAGCUUCUGAAGAACCUUGUCCUGACCGGUUUCGGCGAGAUCCAUAUCAUCGACCUCGAUACCAUCGAUCUGAGUAACUUAAACCGUCAAUUCCUCUUCCGACAAGAACAUAUCAGGAAGCCAAAGGCUGUGGUCGCAAAAGAAGUGGCUGAAAAGUUCAACCCGAAUGUCAAACUUUUUGCACAUCACGCCAACAUCAAAGACAAACAAUUCAACCUGGAGUGGUUUUCUGGUUUCAGUAUUGUAUUUAAUGCUCUCGAUAAUAUGGACGCGAGACGGCAUGUCAAUAAGAUGUGUUUAGCGGUCGAUAUACCUUUGAUUGAAUCAGGCACCACGGGAUUCAAGGGCCAAGUGCAAGUGAUCAAGAAAGGCAAAUCUGCAUGUUAUGACUGUACACCGAAAGCAACCCCUAUUUCCUACCCUGUCUGUACAAUUCGAAGCACACCCAGUCAACCAAUUCAUUGCAUUGUUUGGGCAAAAAGCUAUCUCUUUCCAGAAUUAUUCGGGGUGAGCGAAGACGAAGCUCCAGAGGUGAACAACUCAGAAGACUCAGACAAUGCGGAGGAAAUUGAGAAGUUGAAGCAAGAGGCGCAAGCGUUAAAGAAGAUCAGAGAGUCCAUGGGCUCGGAUGAUUUCGCGAAAAAGGUAUUUGACAAAGUGUUCAAAGAGGAUGUUGAACGAUUGGCCAAGAUGGAAGACAUGUGGAAGAACAAGAAGCCUCCGGAACCGCUGUCCUAUGAGACUCUUGAACAAGAGACCUCCACGGUUGACAGCUCGACACUACAAGACGGUCAACGCAUCUGGUCUGCCUCCGAAAAUUUCUUCGUGAUCAAAGACAGCCUCGCCCGCCUUUCGGCACGACUAGCAGAAAAACAAACCACGACAUCAAAUGAUAAUUCAGGGCCACCCACGAUCACCUUCGAUAAAGACGAUGAUGACAUCAUGGACUUUGUCGCGGCCGCAGGAAACCUUCGGGCUAUCAUUUUCGGUAUCGAGCCCAAAUCAAAAUUUGACAUCAAGCAGAUGGCCGGAAAUAUUAUCCCUGCAAUCGCGACCACAAAUGCCAUGGUUGCCGGUUUGUGCGUGAUGCAGUCAUUCAAGAUAUUGAAAGGCGAAUACGCCAAAACACGCUGGUUGUGGUUGUGGAACGGAUCAUUGCGGACGGAUCAGUUAGAGGAACCGAAUCCAGAGUGUGCUGUCUGCAGCAUCGCUAUGGCCAGAGUCCAUGUCGACAUUGAGAAAGCCACGCUGAAAGAUCUUGUUGAAGACAUCCUCCAGACGAAGUUGGGGUACGGGAAAGAGCUGACAGUCAUGAAUGAUGCUGGUCUGGUGUACGAUCCCGACCUGGAAGACAACUUGGAGAAGAAACUCUCGGAUCUCAGUAUUGGGGACGCGAGUUUCAUUCUUGUCAAGGAUGAAGAAGACGAAGACCCCCGGGUUGACCUGCAACUGGCAAUCGAAGCAAAGAAAGCUGGAGGUGAAACCAAGCCCGUCCUCCUCAUUGAGAAAGAAGGCGAGGCAAUGGUGAUCCCACGAAGACCCAAGAAAGCACCUUUCCCCGAUGGAGACAAAUCCAAUCAAGAUGACGCCGACAGCGUGGUCCUCGCAAAUGGCAGCUCGAGCACCUCACAACCAACAGCCAAGCGGAAGCGACCUCUGGACGACGAAGACGCAGAGGGGAGCGAGACACCCGCAAAGAAGUUACAAGGUCCUGUGGCGGCAGAGAUGGCGAAGAAUCCCACAAUGCAAGCGAUUGUAAUUGGCGAGGACGACGGGACGCUUCUGAUUGCUGAUGAUGGUUAA